AACUAUGUGCGCCAACUGAAGUAGAAUUAAUAGAAAGUGAAUCAAUGGAGGUGAAAUCAAUUGAGGUGGAAUUGGUGGAAUCAAUGGAGAUGGAAUUAGUGGAAUCAAUGAAGGCGGAAUUGGUGGAAUCAAUGGAGACAGAAUUGGUAGAAUCAAUGGAGACGGAAUUAGUAGAAUCAUUGGAGGCAGAAUUGGUGGAAUCAAUAGAGGUAGAAUUGGUAGAACCAACAGCAGAUGAUCAGCUGAAAUUGAUGAGAAAACAACAAUGA
This is a messenger RNA of Racocetra persica, 269 nucleotides long. The record is from the annotation of a GenBank genome assembly. Lineage: Eukaryota; Fungi; Glomeromycota; Glomeromycetes; Diversisporales; Gigasporaceae.